UAUCUACCGCCUGCGCGUUUAUCUCUUGUUUGCUUGGUGAUCUUAGUUGAUGGAUGUAUCACAUCCGCAUACUCCACAUUAUCUGCUUCUCCUUUUUUCUUCUUCUAUUUCUUCAUCUUUUUAUCUAUCUUCUCUUGGCUACUCGAUGCGUAAUUGCCCAAGGGGAGCACACAGCUGUCUCGCAUCUCGCGGGACUUAAUUUUCUUUUGGCGCACAUCAUUAGUUCCGGGAGUUAUCAUUUCGCUUUGUUUCGUGUUUCGCACUUGCGUUUUUAUUUGGUUUGCAACCCCGGAGGUUGUGACUGAACUAAACUGAAGUUUUGUUUUAUCUUGGAUUUUUUUAACUAAUGGAAAAACCGAGAGGGAAAAGGAAUAUAUGGUGCAAGAGGUGGAAAGACUUUUUUUGUUAAAAGUAUAGCAGUGCAUGUGUGUAUGUGAGGAUGAUGUUGUGUAUGUGAGCGAGCGAGACAGAAGCGGAGGAAUCUGCAUCUCUUCGACGUCGACGAUGAUGAAGAAGGGCAUUGCACUUUUUUUUUUGUAACUAUUGGGUAACUUUAGAGUUACGAGGGAAUAUGGCGGUCUUAUUGGCGGCCAACCGUGAACCUUUUGCAAUAGUACUUUUGAUGUUCAAAGUUUCCCUUUGCCUUUUACGUGAAUUCACCUGUGUUCGUUCAAGCUUGCCUCGUAGUUUCAACAACCCACGCGACUACGGCCAUUUUAUACAGUCAACCUUGUAUCAUGCUGUAGGAUCUGUCUGACUUGGUCUUAAUUUAAUACUCUCUCCAAGUUUGUGCCCGCAGAAUCGGCUAAUGAUGGCAGCUUGAGCAACAUACUCUUUUGUAUAAAUCGACGUGCUGGGUGUAGAGAACGAAUUACAUUUUGCCAACUGGCUGCAGGCUUCUAGCAAGCCUUUAGGCAAUUAACAAUGCACAUACCAAUUGAGAGACUCCUGGAACUCUGAUUUGCUUCUGAAUAGUAGGUACAUGAAUCUUUAUUCAUUGUCUUUUACUCGAUAUCAUCUACAAGUCAAUGAAAGCCAUAAGUGGUCGAGGCCCAAUGUCGGUGUGGUUCUCAACUUGGUUUAAAAAUAGAAUAGAGUUUCUUCGUUAUGACCCAAAGUACGUACCUUUGUCGUAUUUGUAUAGCCCUUUGGGCCACAGUAGUAUUGCAGUCGUAUUGCGGGGGGAGCCUUUGCUCUAGUCAGGAUGCUAAAAGCGGCACAACUGAGAUCUCCCCAGCCACGAUCAAGCCCUCUAGCACUGCCGGUGUGCCCAACCACUGGGCUUGGGAGAGCAUCGCCGCUUACACGUAAUGCGGAUGCGUCAUACCAGACGCGCCUCGUUUCAGAGCCCGACCUAGG
Messenger RNA from Trichoderma atroviride IMI 206040, 1359 nucleotides. Lineage: Eukaryota; Fungi; Ascomycota; Sordariomycetes; Hypocreales; Hypocreaceae. The record is from RefSeq and is a predicted model, not a curated record.